This is a messenger RNA of Pieris napi, 3760 nucleotides long. It is a transcript of the gene ERR, whose product is annotated as steroid hormone receptor ERR2. The record is from RefSeq and is a predicted model, not a curated record. Gene Ontology annotation, biological process: regulation of DNA-templated transcription. NCBI's taxonomy places the organism in Eukaryota, Metazoa, Arthropoda, Insecta, Lepidoptera, Pieridae. Gene Ontology annotation, molecular function: DNA-binding transcription factor activity; zinc ion binding; sequence-specific DNA binding. The transcript has 9 exons. Bases 403 to 1662 code for a protein of 419 amino acids.
UAGUGAAAAUGAAAUAUAAAUUAUAACCCAAAACUUGAAGAUUAAACUGAACUCUAAAUUGUUAUUGCAUUUUUCGUAAAUUAUACUUAAAAAUUAUAAUAAUACACAGUUUCUACGUGUACUAAGUGAAUAAAAUAGUAAUUUAUUGGAGAUCAACUAAUUUAUACAAUUGUGAUUACCACAACCUAUCUCAACACAUCUGACAUACUUUUGCUUAGACUUUAUAUUAUAAAUAAUUAUCGUUAUAACGCAGUUGUUACAAUAUCUUUAUAAAUAGUUCUUAUAUGAGUUAUUCUAUUCGAGAAGCUCUUUUUGUAGUAUCUGUAUUUUGGCUAAAGGGAAUGAUGAUAUAUUUCUGGAUGGAUCAAUCUCAUAUGAAGUUAUUGGAAUUUUGAGGUGCAGAUGAUGUCUGCGGUAAGCGGUCAGGAAGCAAUAAUCCGCCGUGUGAAGCAAGAAGUAGAGCCCCCGCCGCACUAUUCCCCGCCUGAUCAAUUGAGGCAAAUGCCGCUGAUGCAGCCCUGUGAUCUGAACUUGGAGCCAAAAGAGGAGUUCUGCGUAUCUCCCGGUUCUGGAAGUAUCGUCGGCAACACCAGCCCUGAGCAGCAGCAUUGCUCAUCGACAACUGCUGCAGCUUCCAGCGGAGCAAGGGAUGAUGAUGCACCACGUAGAGUCUGUUUGGUCUGCGGCGACGUUGCCUCGGGUUUUCACUAUGGCGUGGCGAGCUGCGAAGCGUGCAAAGCCUUCUUCAAAAGGACUAUUCAGGGGAAUAUAGAAUACACAUGUCCGGCGGCGAACGAGUGCGAAAUAAACAAACGCAGACGGAAGGCGUGUCAAGCGUGCCGGUUCCGCAAAUGUCUGCGCACGGGCAUGUUACGGGAGGGCGUGAGGUUGGAUCGAGUUCGCGGAGGAAGGCAGAAGUACCGGCGUGGCCCUGACCAGCCUACUCCAAACCAACCUAGGCCACAACUUGAUGAUAUCAAGGUGUUAGAAGCGCUAAUAUCAUACGAACCGGAGUUGUAUACGUCGGCGCCGCAGACCGCGGCCGUGACGGAUCCAGCGGCGCGAUCGUUGGCCGUGCUCGCGGACUUGUACGACAGAGAAUUAGUAGGCGUCAUCGGCUGGGCCAAACAAAUACCCGGAUUCACUGAACUUACCCUCAAUGAUCAGAUGCGGCUGCUACAAAGCACAUGGGCGGAGAUGCUCAGUUUAAUGUUGGCAUAUAGGUCUAUGUCGAGUGGGAGCGCCUUGCGUCUGCGUUUCGCUAACGAUUUCACGCUUGAUGAGCAACAGGCGAGGGAAAUUGGUGCACACGAUCUCUUCUUACAGGUAUCGGGCGUAGUGCGUCGCCUAGAGCGUGCGUCUGCGCAGCGUGAGGAGUGUUACUUGCUGAAGGCGUUAGCUUUGGCCAACAGCGAGGCGCGUCUCGACGAACACGCGGCCUUGCGUCGCUUCAGAGAUUCCAUACUUGCCGCCCUCAACGAUGCCGUCUCGGCCCUCAGGCCCUGCGAUGCAAACGGCGCCUUACAGCAGUUAUUGCUCGUGCUUCCAGCCCUACGUCUCGCGGACGUAGCGGUUAGACGCUUUUGGACGGCCGUACAUCGCGAUCGACGUACGCCUAUGAACAAACUCUUCAUUGAAAUGCUCGAGGCGUGUCUGCGGUAGGUUGGAUUUAGAAAAAUCUUGGUUGUGCAGGCUCACUUUCCAGUUUUAAACAGUUAGUGGACGAUAGGAAUAGAGGAUUGCGUCGGAGAUUGUCGAAGGGGAACCGCGCGGGCUUUCCUACCAAGCGAAGACACGUAACAUUGUAUGGGGCUGUAUUUUACCGAUAGAUUUUCUUAUAAAGCGAAAUUUAUUUUAAUGAUCUCAAGCUUAUCGGGUCUCGAUGGCGUUACAUUUAUCACGAAUUGUGUGUUAAGAUCAUUCAAGCCAUACAAUGAGUCGUGUCGAGAUUUUUUGUAAGAAUUUCUGUAUAUAAUGUCUGGUUUGUGGAGACGCGAUAUGUGUAGCAUUUAACGCUUUGUAUCAUAAUCCGAGAACAAUAUUAAACUUAUAUUGUUAAUAUUCAAACUUUAGUGUGAUGUGCGAAUUGGGAAUGUGAAUAAAUACCAAGUGAGAAAGUUAAACGAAUAUCAACCGUUCAUUUUGAUUUGAUAUAUUGAUCAACAUCACUUCAACAUAUUGAUAUAUUACGUCCGUAUUUCCGAUCGUAAUGAAAGUUUUGGUUUAGUCUUACGUUUAACUUUCACUCUUGGUGGAUAUUAUGGCUGUGAAAGGAUCGUCAGUAACAUUAUGUGUUGAUAAAUAAUAUCGCGUCCCCACGCCGUAAAUGUACAAAAUGAACGAAUGUAGUACAAAACUUGUUACUAUUUUUGUAUAAUAUUAAAAUAUACGUAGUUUUUUAGUACUGUGCGAGGUUGAGAUUAAUGGUCGGGUAGAGGAAUCAAUGUUGUUAGUUAUAAUUGUUAUUUUUUUUCUCUAAUUGUUUCCUGAAUGACGUUAAUUUUCCAGAUGGUUGAUUAUUUUAAGUUUACGCCUGUUUCUUUACUUAUGAGUGUACGAGGAACUGGGUGUUAAAUUUAAUGAGCAUUUAUCUUUUAAACUCGACUUCUUUGCUCGACCAACGUGAAAUACAAUUCUCUGUAAUUCAGUCGGUUUGAUUUCAAUGUUUGCAUAGAUUAUAUCACCAAGUGAUCACUGUUUUAUUGACUAUAGCGCCACCUUUUUAGACUGCUCUGAAAACUCACCUAGACCAGUUGUCAAGAGAGAAAUAUCGAUACAUUGUAUUCAGACAAUUUUAUUUCCAAAUAAAUAUAAUAGUAACCAUGGCAACAAAUAUUUUGCUAACUUUAGUGCGCGUUUUCUAUAAAACGGCCUUAUGGCCAUGAAAGUUUCCAGAGUAGUCUACUUAUAUAUAUUUAUACAAUAAUUCUUAAAGAUUUAUUUAUUAAAUUACCUAUUUAUACAGCUGUUCCACAUAUACCAUAUAUAUUUCCCCAUGUACAUGCCAUGAUAAAUUUUAUAUAACUCUAAAUAUCUAUAAAUGUUAAAUGUAAUUAUGAAUGUUAUAUUAAUGGUGGAACAGUAUUAUGAUAUAAAAUACCUCAGCUAUCUGUUACCAUAGACAAAUGUCAGGACCAUAGAAGUUUACCGCGAAUCGACGAAGUGGGAUCUGAGUUUCGCUUUAUUUAGUUAAGGGUUAUUUUCUUGAGAUAAUUUGGUUAAUUGUGACUUUUUAUAAGGCAUGUCUACUAAUCGUAGAGGGGGAAUUUAAGAAAUGUUGCUACUUAAAAAUUAAUAACAUUUAUCAGUUAGUUCAGCCAUUAGGGCGAAUCGAAAACUUUAUUUCUCCUUCUAGGAAGUGGAUUAUCUGUGGAAUAAUUUUAAGUUUUUAUUAAUAAUCAGGCGGAUAUAAGAUGCUGUGUUCUUCAAUACAAAAUCUAAUGCACCAAUUGAUAACAAUUCGAUUGCUUUUGGUAAAAUUUAAUAAAGCCGUUAAAACAUAGUUUUUCGGUUUGAAUUCCCAGUGUCUUUUAGUUUAUUUCUAUGUUAAGAAUGAUGUAUUAAAUGUUAAAGACCUCUAUGUUGGAGCGAUGUAGGCGGGUGUGAUAUUUGUACAAAUAGUGAGUUGUGCCAGAGUAGAAUAAUUUCAUUAUACGUUAAAAAAUUACUUUUAUUAUCUUUGAAAAAUUUGUUAAAACGAUGCAAUAUUUCAAAAUGAAUUUACAAUUAUUAUUAUUUCGGGUCUGGAAAACUAUGUGGA